Messenger RNA from Phytophthora sojae, 3102 nucleotides. RefSeq lists its product as hypothetical. Gene Ontology annotation, biological process: mRNA export from nucleus; regulation of DNA-templated transcription; post-transcriptional tethering of RNA polymerase II gene DNA at nuclear periphery. Gene Ontology annotation, cellular component: nuclear pore outer ring; nuclear pore. Gene Ontology annotation, molecular function: structural constituent of nuclear pore. Lineage: Eukaryota; Oomycota; Peronosporomycetes; Peronosporales; Peronosporaceae. The transcript has a single exon. The record is from RefSeq and is a predicted model, not a curated record. Bases 1 to 3102 code for a protein of 1033 amino acids.
AUGGGCACAGACAACGAGCCGCAGGAUGUUGAAGCCGAAGACGACGCGCGUCUGCUGGAGCCCGUGGUCAACGCGUCUGUGCGCGGCGGCCUGCUGCACGUCAAGGGCGUGUUCCCCGACCAGUCGACGGAGUUCGUGGACGUGGACCCGCGCUUCACCACCGUCGGCGACCUGAAGCGCGCGCUGUGCGAGCGCCGCGACUGCGCGACAGCUCUGGGCUUCUCCGCGCGGGAGGCGCGCGUCAUGUUCGGCGGGCAGCUGGUGGAGGACGCGUGGCUCGUCGUGGACUGCGGCAUGGGCUUCGAGGGCGCCAUCCACAUCGUCAAGGCGGCGGCCGUGGGCGGCAGCUUCCUGGGCCGCGCGCCCGGCGGCCUCUUCGACGGCCGGAAUACGCAGCGCGCGGACCCGAAGCUGUCCAUCUCGUCCAUUACGUCCGUGUACGCGGUGCAGCAGGAGCAGCCACUGACGGUGGAGCAGCUGAGCACUACUGGCAAUGGCCAAGUCAUGAACCAGCUGGCCACCUUCAACCAGUCGCUGUCACUUACCACUGUCCCGUCGACGAGAGGAGACUUGUUCUCGCGCCACGUGCGCCCCGAGGAGGCGUCCUUUGCCGAGAUGGCGGCCGACUUCUACGAGAACUUGGAGCGCGUGCAGGACUCGGACUUGUACUGCGAGAAGCUGCUGAGCGGAUACAUUGACGUGCUGCAGACGAGGCUGGAGAAGCUCGAGGCGUCGCUGGCGAGCAGCAGCAAGGCCCGUGGAGCGCCGACCAUGGCCCAGCAGCGGCUACAGAACGACAUUAAGGAGCUGCGGGACGAACGCAACACAUGGAGGUUGUUGUUUGAGCUGCGUCAGGUGUGCCACGCCAGCAAGGACAUGGCGGACGGAGAGGACAGCUUGAUGAUGCUAGGUGCAGAGGCUGAGGAACUGCGCUUUGAGAUGCUGGAGGAUGACGCCGUGCGUCUGCUGGAGACGCGCAAUGAGACGUACAAGAUCCAGAGAGCGGUGAAGGCGUGGCUGGAGAGUAUGGCGCUGGAGAGCUCGAUUAGUAUCAGCGACAAGCGCGGCGCCACUGGAUCGCGCACGUUGAGAAUGAUGAAGAAGCAGGUUUUCCCAGGUGAAGAGGUCCGCAUGGACCCUGACGCAGUGGUGCGCGACGGAGACGACCACAUUUUGCCCGAUGACAUGGAGGAUGAAGCGGAGUUGAUGAAGGCUUUGUGGCUGUACGUGCGUGCUGGGCGAAUGGACGAUGCCAUCGAUUUGUGCAUCCGUUUAGGUCAGUCGUGGCGAGCUGCCAGUCUUUCGGGAGGCAACCCUGUCGGUGCCAGCGAGAGCAACGAACGCGAGGAUAUGGCGAUGGAACGGUGGGGGAACCCUUUCCGGGCACUUUGGAAAUCAAUGUGCUGGCGCUUGUCGGAGCAGGCUGUGAAUGGAAAGCUGUCCAAGAGCAACAGCUUGCUUGCGAAGAAGUAUGAGGAGCUUAUUUAUGCGGCCUUGAGCGGUAACAUCCAGGUCAUUACGAAGAGCUCGCUGUGCGAGAACUGGGAGGAUCACUGCUGGGCCUAUCUACAGGGUAUUACGGAGCAGCAGCUCGAUGAGAUUAUGUCCAAGCUGCUGAAGGUAAAGUCGCAGUCAUCGCAGCUGAUUGUAGGCAACAAUGCCCACUAUCUGCGUCAUUACUCGAGUUUGCUGGACAAGACGAAGUACCUCAAGCGGUAUCAGGUGGAUCUGGACACUCUUUUCGAUGAGCUGCGGGAUAGCCAGAGUGAGCUCGUCCGAAUGCAGGCAAACCAGCCCCACCGCCAGAUCCAAGCCAAGCUGGUGACCGCUAAGUUUCAGUACAUCGUGUCAAGCAUUUUGGACACGCUGCUAUUCAACCCGGAGGACGACUCGUACAAUUGGGAUAUGCAGCUGAACUCGACGGUGCAGUCAGACGAUACUUCUGCGCUGUUCUUGCGCUUUGCUGCUCACUUCAUUAUGUUCGCCAACUUCACUGGCGAAAACUUCGAUGAGCAGGCGGGUCACAUGAUUCUGAAGUUAUACAUCCGGCACUUGGUGAAGCACCGUCAGUUGCAGUUCGUGCCGAUUUACGCCUCUCGGCUUCCCACUGCCGGUGCGAUCGAGAUCUAUGUCCAGAUGCUGUCAACUGUGGAAGACAAAUUGGAGCGCGAGCUGUGUGUUAAGCGGAUUCUCGAGUACGCUGGCAUGGAUGUCUUGUCGACGGUGUUGCAGUCUGUGGUCGAGCGUUUGUGCGAAGAGUACCGGUUGGUGGCGCAAGAUCAGCAGCAGAAGAAGGGUCAGCCGGUGUCAUCUGAUGUGCCCACGACGGAGAUCGACAGGAAACGUAUCCGGACAAUCGAGUUCUUGUGCUUCUACACUGAGCAUCGGGCGGAAGCGGUGGUCCGCGCAAAUCUGCUUACGCGGCAAUUCCUCAUGGAGGGCAAGUAUGCUGCUGUAAAGGAGCUUGUCGAGGACAGCUUGCCGGAAGACUCGAUCGGCGUUCUUGACUUGAAUCGUGGCGCUCAGUUGCUACGCGAGGACGACGAGAUUGAGCGAGCCAUGCGCGAAUUCCUCUGCUGGCGCGCAUACAUCCAGGCGGGUGCUCAGUACGACCUGUGGAGAAACUGCAUCAACAAUCCUGGCGCAGAGGCUCUCUCGCUGUACAGCGAGGAGAAGGAUUAUCUAACCGACUUGAUGUUCCACGUGUCGCGGUCGGCUGCGGCCACAUUGGAGGUGCUGCACUUCGAAAAUGGAUGGCUUAUGGGCUGUUCUAAUGACGCUACAGAGGAUGCCGCGAUCCGGGAGCGGUGCUUGCCGACGCUGGUGUUCAACCUGCACUUUAUUCAGCUCGAGUCGGCCAAGACCAUCAUGCGCCUGAAUCACUACCCGGAGGACGCCAAGGCGGAGCUUGCACGGCCGCUGCUUGAGAAGUCAAUCGAGGUCGCGGAUGUUGUGGCCGACGAGCACUACGGGGUGUAUCACGCGCUGGACCAGGACCAAUGCCGGGACCUGCUGCAUGGAUUCCGCGAGAGUGCUGUCUCGCUGGCGUUCGUUGAAAGUAUGCCGACGCCAGUGAUUUCGCCCGAUACCGACCAAGAAUAA